AUGCCCAGUUCAAGGCGUGCCAUUUUGGGGCACAUCAUGUCCGGAUUGUGCACGAAGAUGAACCGCACCAAGCCUGUGCCCGCUGAUGUCAUGGAGACGCCCUUGAAGCGAUGCCUGACCACCUUUGAUAUCGCACUUUUGGGAAUUGGACAUAUGGUGGGUGCGGGCAUCUAUGUUCUAACUGGAACUGUGGCCAAGGAAAUGGCUGGACCUGGCAUCAUUUUGUCGUUUGUGCUCGCAGGAUUCGUCUCCAUGUUGGCGGCGCUGUGCUACGCGGAGUUUGGCACUCGCGUGCCCAAGGCCGGAUCGGCAUAUGUCUACACCUAUAUAUCAAUCGGUGAGUUUUGGGCAUUCGUCAUUGGCUGGAAUAUACUGCUGGAGCAUAUGUUGGGCGCCGCAUCGGUGGCACGCGCCUGGAGCGGCUAUGUCGACUCCAUGCUGGGCGGCUGGAUAGCCAAUACGACGCUCUCGCUGAUGGGCGGCAUUCAUGAGCCCGGCCUGGCCCAAUAUCCGGAUGUGCUGGCCUUUCUCGUGUGCAUUGUCUAUGCGGCGGCAUUGGGCAGCGGCGUCAAGGCGACUGCCGUCUUCAACAGCAUCCUGACCCUGGUCAACAUUGGCGUCAUGAUGGUAGUCAUCGGCGUGGGCUUCUGGUAUGCGGACACCAAUAACUGGUCCGAGGCUCAGGGCGGAUUUCUGCCAUUCGGGUUUGGCGGUGUGAUUGCCGGCGCUGCUACCUGUUUCUAUGCAUUCGUUGGCUUCGAUUCGAUAGCCACAGCGGGCGAAGAGGCCAAGAACCCGUCCGUAUCCAUACCCAUUGCCACCGUGCUGUCCCUGUGCGUUGUCACACUCGGCUAUAUACUGGUGAGCGCCGCACUGACGCUCAUGAUACCCAUCAGUGACAUUAAUCCGGCUGCCUCGCUGCCGGAGGCCUUCGGGCAACUGCACCUGCCCUGGGCCAAGUACAUAAUUUCGAUCGGAGCAAUCUGCGGCAUGACCACCACGCUGCUGGGCUCCCUAUAUGCCCUGCCCCGCUGCAUGUACGCCAUGGCAUCGGAUGGUUUGCUCUUUAGCUGCUUUGGCCGCAUUAACGCAAGCACCCAAGUGCCUCUAUUGAAUCUGAUCGUCUCCGGGCUGCUGAGUGCUGCCCUGGCAUUGGUGUUCGACCUGGCCAAGCUGGUGGAGUUCAUGUCAAUUGGCACUCUGCUCGCCUAUACUAUUGUCUCCGCCAGCGUUAUAAUAUUGCGUUAUCGACCCCUCCCACAUGUGGGUACUCCCAAUCCCGUUUAUGCGCCCGAUACGCCCGAUGAUGAGAACGACGAGGAUGCCGAUUCACAGUCCAGCAUUGACACAGCUUCGCCCACAAGCGAUCUCAUCGAAGGCGCCCUUGCGGGUCGCCUCAAGCCACAGUUCCGCUGGCUUGAUCCGCUGCUGGGUCGCUUUGCGCCCGGUUCUGUGGUAUCCGUGGCGGUGUUGCUGUUCGUUGUGUUGAGCUUCGCCAUCUGCUUGGAGCUGAAGGUGUCCUGGGCGCAGCUGUACACUGGCACCUGGUGGGCAUUGCUGGUAUAUGGUUUCAUCAUCUUUGCUGCCAGCACUUGUGUCGCCAUCAUGGCGGUGCAUAAUCAGAACACGCGUGGCCUGAACUUCAAGGUGCCACUGGUGCCACUCGUGCCAGCACUUGGCAUAUUCAGCAACAUAAUGCUGAUGGUGCACCUGGACGCGUUGACCUGGGUGCGCUUCUUUGUCUGGGUAUCGAUUGGCAUGGUUGUCUAUUUCCUGUAUGGCAUGGGCCAUAGCAAAGAGGGCGAGGCCUGUUCCUCGUACUCCAUUCUGAUGACCUCAUCGGAGGCAGGUAAACUGAACUGGGGAUCCUUCAAGGGUUCGAAGAAUACUGCAAAGCAUACCGUUCUGGAGCGUUUCCUGGGUCGCAGGAAAUUGAAUGAUAAGAAACCCAUUGUCGAGGACGAGACCGACGAAAAUGCGGAUAGUCCAAAUUAAAGCACUUACUGGGGACAUUAUUAUAUCAUCUGUAUUUAGCAAAGCACAACGGUCUGUGACGAAACAUCCUCGGCUAUUAUUCAAUUGACAUCGAUCGAAAACCAUAUUUAAAAAUAUUUAUCGCUCGUUGAAAGUAAUAUGUCAAAAGAACACAAAUAAAAGUAAUUUAUAUAUGUUUAA
Drosophila montana is the source of this 2175-nucleotide messenger RNA. RefSeq names its product cationic amino acid transporter 4. The coding region runs from base 1 to 1995 and encodes 664 amino acids. Gene Ontology annotation, cellular component: plasma membrane. The transcript is spliced from 2 exons. Lineage: Eukaryota; Metazoa; Arthropoda; Insecta; Diptera; Drosophilidae. Gene Ontology annotation, biological process: transmembrane transport; amino acid transport. The record is from RefSeq and is a predicted model, not a curated record. Gene Ontology annotation, molecular function: amino acid transmembrane transporter activity.